AUGGCGUCAAUCAACCUGUCCCUAAACGGGGCCGCGAUCAAGAACAGCUACAAAAAGGUGCUGGAAGGAGCCCUGCCUGCCGGUUCUCCCACCUCGUGCCUGUGGGCCCUCUUCUCUGUUCAGGCGCCCCUUGUCAAUGCCUUCCAGAACUCUGGCUCUAGCGAAAGCGUCCUUAAAGUGCAAGACUCAGGAGAGGGUGAACUGAGCGACCUUUUUGAGGAAUUCAACGAUGGACGCAUCCAGUACGCAUACAUCAAGCUCAACGACCCCAACAAGAACAUUCCCAAGCGAGUCUUGAUUGCCUGGUGUGGCAGCGGUGUUCCCGAACGUACCAAGGGCUACUUCAACAACUACACUAAUGCCAUCACCGGCGUCCUGCAGGGCUUCCACACCCAGAUCACCGCCCGCUCCGACGACGACCUCGAUGCCCAGGCCAUCCUGUCCAAGGUGGUUGCCGCUUCGGGCUCUGACUAUUCCGGCCCUGGUGUCAAGGCUGCCACUUCCAGCCGCGCUCCGCCGCCCCGGACCGUUGCAGCCAAGCCUGUCUUCACGCCCACCACAUCGACCGCGACCCGCAGCAACCUGGUGGCCUCUCGGUCUACCAGAAAUGUCGACGACAACGACGGCUGGGGUGACGCUCCCCCCGUCACGCGAACCCAGCCCGAAAAGGUCGAGUCUGCCUACAAGCCCACCAAGGUCAACAUGGCCGAGCUCACCAAGCAGAAGGCCGAGCCCUCGCGAUUCGUCCCUACCGCUCGCCGGGACGACGGCGGCGCGGACGUGGUCAAGGGUGGCUACCAACCUAUCGGCAAGGUCGACAUUGCUGCUAUCCGUGCCCAGGCCAAGAAGGACCAGGACGACCGGCCGACCCCUGUCAAGGGCGCCUAUGAGCCCGUCGGCAAGGUUGACAUUGCGGCCAUCCGUGCCAAGGCCCAGAAGCCUACGUCUGCACCCCAGGCCGAGGAGGAGUCCCAGGCCCCCAAGGGCGUGUCCGACAGGGCUUCCGCCUUCUCACAGCCUGCCCAGUCUGAGCGUCUGACCAGCCUUCCGAAGCCCAAGGUGGCCAACAAGUUUGGAGGUGCUACGGCCUUUACCGGAACCAAGCCUCCCGUGCCCGUCGGCGGCGCCUCGGCUCCUGCCCCGGCGCCCGUCGGGUCUGCCAGCCGCACCUUUGCUGACCAGGGUGGCAAGACGCCGGCCCAGCUGUGGGCCGAGAAGAAGGCCAAGGAGCGCGGCGAACCUGUGCCCAGUGCUUCCGCCCCGUCAUCGGCUCCCGUCGAGUCGCAGAAGACUGGCGGUGAGGAGUGGAAGAGCGGCUACGCUGGUAAAUCGUGGGCGCCGGUGCAGACGUCGUCCCGCUUUAGCCGUCCUGAAGAUGGCCAGGAGGCAGUCGACGUGCCUCAGCACGAGGAGCAGCAGCCCACCCACACUGGCUCUGGCAGUGUGUCCGCCCUGAAGGAUCGCUUCAAGGGCGCCGCGCCGAUGGGUGUCGGUGCUGCCGCUGGUGUCGUCGCCGGUGCCGGUGCCAGUGCCGCCAUUGCCUCCCACGAGAAGGAAGAGGAGGAGGAGUCCGCCCCCCCUCCGGUGCCCGACGCGUCCAGACCCGCCGGCGGCUUCUCCCUCCCGGGACUUCCCAGCAGGCCUGCCGCCCCCGUCGAGGAGCCCCGGCAAGAGGAGGAGGAGUAUGAGCCGGAGCCCGAGUCCCCCGUGCGCAUUGCCAUACCCGUCGCUCGCUCUCCGUCGCCCGAAGAGACGCGCGCCCCGCCGCCCCCUCCUCCCGCCGAGCCGGAACCCGCACCUGUGCCGGAAGCCGCGGCGCCCGUCGCAGACCAAAAGGAGGGCGGCUUCGUGGCCGUGGUGCAGUUCGACUACGAAAAGGGCGAGGAGAACGAGGUGGAGCUCGUCGAGGGCGAGUACGUGACGGACAUCGACAUGGUCGACGAGGGGUGGUGGGCCGGCACCAACGCCAGGGGCGAGCGUGGCCUCUUCCCCUGCAACUACGUCGAGCUCGUCGAGGACGGCGGAACGGUGCCCCAUCAUGAGGAGCCCGAGCCUGCUCCCCCCUCCCCGGCCAGGCAGGAGGCUGCUGCGCCUCCUCCGCCGGCUCCCGCAGCGGCACCUCCUGCUUCUGUUGGGCCCACCGCCACGGCCAUUUACGAUUAUGAAGCUGGCGAGAACAAUGAACUCAGCUUCCCCGAGGAUGCCAUCAUCACCAAUCUCAAGUUUCCCGACGAUGACUGGUGGGCUGGUGAAUACAAUGGAAAUAUUGGUCUGUUCCCUGCAAACUAUGUACGGCUCAACGAGUGA
This is a messenger RNA of Geosmithia morbida, 2307 nucleotides long. RefSeq names its product drebrin-like protein. Gene Ontology annotation, cellular component: plasma membrane; actin filament; site of polarized growth. Gene Ontology annotation, biological process: regulation of actin filament polymerization. The coding region runs from base 1 to 2307 and encodes 768 amino acids. Lineage: Eukaryota; Fungi; Ascomycota; Sordariomycetes; Hypocreales; Bionectriaceae. The transcript is spliced from 3 exons. Gene Ontology annotation, molecular function: actin filament binding. The record is from RefSeq and is a predicted model, not a curated record.